Pocillopora verrucosa is the source of this 948-nucleotide messenger RNA. NCBI's taxonomy places the organism in Eukaryota, Metazoa, Cnidaria, Anthozoa, Scleractinia, Pocilloporidae. The record is from RefSeq and is a predicted model, not a curated record.
AUGAUUGCGACGACAAACUCAUCAGAGGGUGGAACACAGACGGAUACGUAUAAAGUAUUGGCAUGUUCCCCCUCCUCGGUAAUUGGGUUACAACAACAAUCGAUCUAUUUCUCAGCGGUUAACAUUUUCCUCUCCAUCACAGCAUUUCUUGGGAACUUUCUAAUCCUUGUUGCCCUUAACAAGGUAACUUCCCUUCAUCCACCAUCCAAACUCUUGUAUCGUUGUCUGGCAACUACUGAUCUGUUGGUUGGUCUUGUUACCCAGCCUCUUUAUGCUACCCAUUGGAUAUCCUUGGUUCGCGAAAACUGGAGUCUUUGUCGAUACGCAGGGGAUGGAAUCCAGAUAUCGAGCUACACAUUAUGUGGGGUGUCUUUGUUGACUUUGACGGCCAUAAGCGUGGACAGACUUCUCGCUCUGUUGUUGGGAAUAAGAUACAGACAAACAGUAACUCUAAAGCGCACAUGUAUCAUGACAGCUACGUUUUGGAUUUUAUCCGUCGCCGCUGGAUCAAUUUCCAUUUCACAUACUCGAAUAACCCGUUGGUAUAGUAUUAUAGUUAUACCGUUAUGCUCAGUGAUCUCAACCGCCUCGUACACAAGCAUAUUUCGCACUCUUAGACAUCAUCAGGCUCAAGUACAUGAUCAUGUUCAAAAACAGCCGAGCCAAAUAAAUGUGCUGAACAUGGCAAGAUACAGGAUGGCAGUAAACAGUGCACUGUGGGUGCAGUUAGCAUUAGUUGUUUGUUAUGUACCACAACUGAUAAUGCUGCUUGUGAUCACUAAUAGAAAAAAUGUUUCUUCACAUGUAAUAGUUAUUGAUGCAAUAACAAAUAUUUUAACAUAUUUUAACUCCACUUUGAACCCGUUUCUUUACUGCUGGAAAGUCAGAGAAGUGAGACAAGCAGUAAAGCAAACAAUCCGACAAACACUUUGCUUUCCAUGGACUUAG